Messenger RNA from Notodromas monacha, 964 nucleotides. Lineage: Eukaryota; Metazoa; Arthropoda; Ostracoda; Podocopida; Cyprididae. The record is from the annotation of a GenBank genome assembly.
GUGCAUCCUGCCUAGGCAGGGUGUACUCCUGGAGUACGAUUUUGGGGGAGUACGCUGUGCCGCCCACAACGGCCUAUCCAUGGAUGGAGACCGCUCACGAAGUGUUGUGGCCCUGCAGUGUUGCGAGUGAUCGCGAGUGGAGGAUCUCGUGAAAUGAGAGCCGCGAGCGUUGCGUUGAGAUCUUUCGUUGGAGAAUCGAACGUAGUGUUAUUCAUGUUACUUCACCAUGAAUUUCUUCGUCCCGACGGGAAUAUCUACAAUCGAUGACGCGUUGCGCGGCGGAAUCCCUUUACCUGGGGUAACUGAGAUUUUUGGCGAGCCAGGUUGUGGGAAAACUAGAAUAUGCAUGGAGAUUUGCAAGAACGCGAUGUUUUCAUCGUCCAUUCGGAAGGGAGGAGUGUCUGCCCUGUUCAUCGACACAGUAUCUACUUUCCGAUGUACAGAAUUUAGAGAAAUGCUGAGAAAUGGAGUGGAACAGUCGAAAUGCAUGCUUUUAUCUCCGACGAACAUGGAUGAAUUGUUAGCUGUCAUUGCUGGCUUGAGAAAAAUCGCUAAGAACAUUCCUAGUCUGGGCGUUGUUGCCAUUGAUUGCUUCGGUCAUCCCUUCCGAUGUUCCAGGAUUUCUUCUGAUCAAAUAGAGCUUGCGAAAAUACUGAACAACGUGCAUCAAGAUUUGCUACAGGCCUCUCGACACUUCGGGUUCGCUGUCGGCAAGUAUGGAAUUUCUUGUUUGAGUAGGGGAAAUGAACGAUUAGUUUUAUUUCCAGUUCUUACGAACCAACUCACGGUUGAUAUGAAAGACGGGUAUGCCACUGUGCCGGCGCUAGGAGAAUCAUGGGGUCAGUGUGCGGGAAUGCGACUUGAGAUUGUUCGCGGGUUGGAUUCUUGUGUUACAGUGAAUUUAUUCAAGUCUCCAUUCGGUGAAGGCGUUCGUUCUAAUCCGUCCGACGCUAAAUGUUCUUAA